CAGUUUAUUAAUUAAUUGAAAUUAAAUUUUAUUGAUUUGAAAAAAUAAUUGUUGUUUUAAAAAUAUAAUACCAAAUGGCAGAAAAAAGGAAAAGGAAUCCAAACUUCUCAAACCAUGAAAAGUCAAUAUUAUUGCAAUGUGUGUCAGAGGAAAAAAAUAUAGUAGAAAACAAAAAAACAGACGGGACAACAUGGAAAGAAAAGGAGCAAGCCUGGGUUAGAAUAACCAAUAGUUUCAAUGCACUAUCGGGAGGGGCUUGCUAUAGAACCACGGAAGCCCUGAAGAAACUUUACAUAGUUUACAAAAAAGAUGUAAGAAAAGAAGCUGCAGCAGAAAAAUUUUCAGCACUUCAAACAGGAGGUGGUAAUCCAUAUACAGUUAAGGAUCCUAAUUUUGACCUCGCGGUUACAAUUAUGAACCCAAAAACUGUGCAUGGAUUACCUAAUUCGUUCGACAGUGAUUCAGUCCAAAAUUUAUUCAUAAAUUUGGUGUCAGAUAAAGAAAAUGAAUCCCCAGAGUUGGAAAAUUCAGUUGAAGAUUGGUCAACAUACAAGCCAGACCAACUUAGGGCUCCUGUGUCAAAGAAACUUAAACCAAAUUCCUUGGAAGUUGCCAAUGAUGUACAUUUUGGUUUAAAAGAGGAGGAAAAUGCAACACUUCCGGUUAAAAAUUCAGAAAAACAAUGCGCAAAGAGAUGCGUAGAAAACAAUUGGUCUACUCGCCGUAGACCUAUAGCGGCUAGUUUACCGAGUUCAAAAAUUAGCGAACAAUACUCAUUGUUAUCUAAAAUAAAAACGGAGUUGGUACAGUUGCAACUUCAAGCUGCGAAGGUUGAAAGUGAAUUGAAGAAAAAGUCUUUAGAACUCGACAUUCAAAUAAAGGAAGAACUACUAAAAAAAAUUAAAAACUCUACUAUAUCAAAUGAUGAUGUAGAUCUUUUACAGUUAACCAAAAACAUUAUUUAAAUACAUCAUAAUACGUUAUUAUAAUUAUAUUAUAU
Episyrphus balteatus (marmalade hoverfly) is the source of this 1000-nucleotide messenger RNA. RefSeq lists its product as uncharacterized. NCBI's taxonomy places the organism in Eukaryota, Metazoa, Arthropoda, Insecta, Diptera, Syrphidae. Bases 75 to 965 code for a protein of 296 amino acids. The record is from RefSeq and is a predicted model, not a curated record. The transcript is spliced from 2 exons.